This is a messenger RNA of Peromyscus eremicus (cactus mouse), 657 nucleotides long. RefSeq lists its product as uncharacterized. The record is from RefSeq and is a predicted model, not a curated record. The transcript has 3 exons. Lineage: Eukaryota; Metazoa; Chordata; Mammalia; Rodentia; Cricetidae. Bases 91 to 624 code for a protein of 177 amino acids.
GCGCGAGGGGAGGAUGGGGGAAGGGCCCGCGGGCGGGAAGGCUGUGGUCGGAAAGCGCCAUGCUGCAGGUCCUGCGCAGGGCGUGGACGGAUGCAGACCGGAGUCCAGGAGGACCCGGGGGGCCCCUUCCCCCACGCCAGACCCCGGCGUCGCCCGGCAGCCUGGGCCCCAGGCUCUCCGGCUCGCACACGCCUGGGCCCCGGGGGUCCCCAGCGAGCCGCCCUCCGGUGCGCUCCUCCCGCUCCCCUCCCCACCACGCCCGAUGCGCUCGCUCACCAUGGUAGCUACGGGUUAGAAGGCGAGGGUGACAGAAGCAGAACACCGGGUCCCGGUUACCGUUCCCGACAGCUAAGAGUCGAGAGGGAGCAUGUCCUCCUUGUCAUACUACUGAAAUCACUCAGGCACAGCAUCAUGAUCCACUGGUGGAACAGAAGGGGUAACGUAAGAGAGCAGUGCCACCACUGCCUCCCUUAUGUCCGGCUGAGUCAUCCCUGGCCAAAAUGUGGGGCAAUGACGGCCAUGAUGAUAAACACCGUGUCAUACGGUAUGGAUGGAGGAACGUGGGAUCUAGGUCCCUGUGACAUCUCGGAGCUACAGGAGCCUGGGACCACUUCAUCAGUUUGAACACGUUAAUAAUAAACUCCGAGUCACCAAUAA